AUGGGUCGCCUACACCGAAGUAAUACCACGGCCUCACAGAAAAUUGGAAUGUCUUCAAGAACCAUGGGUGAAACAGAACCAUUGGAUCCUGCCCGGGAGUUGGAGCUCCAAUUCUUGGCUCGACAGAAGCCAAUGCUUGAAGCCACCGCCCGUGGAAAUUCAACUGUACAGCAGUUUUACGAUGGCCAAAAAGUCUUCGUCACUGGAGGAACUGGUUUCCUGGGGAAGCAGCUCAUUGAAAAACUGUUCAGAGCAACUAAUGUGUCAAAGGUCUUCGUAUUAUUAAGACCAAAGAAGGGGAAAGCUGUAGAAUUGAGGACAAAUGAACUGCUUCAGGAUCCUGUUUUCGAGUGGGUCAAAGAGCACAGGCCUAAAGCCUUGAACAAGAUCGUGCCUAUAGCUGGCGAUGUUGCCGAAAUUAGGCUCGGCAUAAGUGACAAAGAUUGGAAGAUGCUUUCAGAAGAGGUAAAUAUUAUAUUCCACAUGGCUGCUACAACAAGAUUUGAUGAGACCCUUCGUGUAGCUACCAUGAUCAACGUCCGAGGAGCUAGGGAAGCGCUCAUCCUUGGCAAGGCUUGUAAACAGUUGAAAUCCUACGUCCACGUGUCAACAGCAUAUUCCUAUGCCUGCGACAAUCUAAUUGAUACAGAGGUUUUGGAAGACUUUUACAAAGCCCCCAUCGAUCCGGACACCCUGAUCAAAAUGGUUGAAAGUGUUGAUGAAGCUAGAUUGAACAGUAUUACACCUAGUUUGAUUAAGAACUGGCCAAAUACUUACUCGUUUGGGAAGGCGGUUGCCGAGGAGUCCGUGAAGAAUAUGUGCGAAGGUUUACCCCUAUGUGUGGUCAGACCAGCGAUAGUUAUAAGUUCUAUAAAGGAACCAAGUCCGGGAUGGUUGGACAUGUCCAAUGUUUACGGCGCUAGCGGCAUCAUCCUUGGUCCAGGUAUAGGUCUGAUGCACUCGUUCAUGGCUAGAGAUGAUAUCCACAUUGGUUUGGUGCCAGUAGACUAUGUGAACAAUGCCAUCCUUGCCGCUGCUUGGGAGACUGCCAAACGAGUAGCAGCUGGUCAUAAGACGCCCAAGAUAUACUCCGUUACUGCUUCCACAAGGAAUCCUACACGUUGGGACUAUAUAACGGACGUGAUUACUCAAGAAAUUAGGAGAGACUAUCCAACGCCCGCAGCGGUCGGCUGGGGGUUCAUAUGGCAAACGCAAUAUCAUUUUGUGUUCUUAAUCUACUCCUGGAUUUUGCACCUUAUUCCUGGACAUAUUAUUGAUGGAAUAUGCGCCAUUCUGGGCAAGGAGAGGAGACGGAUUACCUGA
Molecule: messenger RNA, 1323 nt
Organism: Spodoptera exigua (beet armyworm)
Lineage: Eukaryota; Metazoa; Arthropoda; Insecta; Lepidoptera; Noctuidae
Source: the annotation of a GenBank genome assembly